AUGUCCUACCGCCGAGGGCUGUUGCACACUGCAGAAGAAUCGCAGACUCCACGACCUUUUGAUACUGCGCAGCAACAGACGUAUCACGCUCCCCUGCCGAUCGGACGUGCCAUGUCUGCAACGGAGUCCUGCACAGAGUGCGAUAUUUCCUUGCAGGCUACAACAGCUUCGCUUCGCUUCGGACCACCGUUCUGCAGCUGCCCCGCUGCACAUAUUACAACAACCGGCACCGGCGAAGCCCUGAAAAGCGCUGGUGCGCUUCGCAUGGACGUGCGCGGCCUGCUCCGCAGAAGCCCUGCUGAGAGGGAGGCGAACAAAGGCACGCUCCAGCACGGCACGAUCAUAUUUGGGAGGCUGUGCAUGCAGGCCUUCGUCACAUGCAUAGCGGCGAGUAUGCUGGGAGACACCGCACUAUAG
Messenger RNA from Rangifer tarandus platyrhynchus (Svalbard reindeer), 417 nucleotides. The record is from the annotation of a GenBank genome assembly. Lineage: Eukaryota; Metazoa; Chordata; Mammalia; Artiodactyla; Cervidae.